AUGUCACAGUCUCAGGAUCACGAAUCCGAGUGUCUUCUAUGGUUCCUCGAUGCGCGUCGGUCAGGGACCUUGAGUCUCACUAGUACUGACGGCUCAUAUCUCCAUCAGCUCUGGGCCGAGCGGGAGGUGGAAACUAAAUUCUGGAUCAACCAAGAUAGCGAUCUGUCCACGUUAGAGUACAUUGUUAUCUUCCUCUAUCGGAUUCUGCUCCGAGACUUCAACAAUAUCCCCAAUAAUGGAGACGCAGAGUGGAUCCGCUUUGGCUUUUGCUACUGCACAAGCAGAUCUCAAAAACAACUCCUUACGCAGCAUUACAUUCAGCUUGCAGAACGCGCAUCGCUCAGUCAGAUUGCCGGAGCUUGGAAGGCAGAUGAUUUACACGAACUUAUGGCGAGUGAAGAAAUCGACACGUCAUCUCUCACUUCUCAUGGAAUCUAUCCUCGUCAACCAUCACCAGAAACGAUCGGAAUCUACCGCCUCAUGUCAGAAGUUUCACACACUCUGAGCGGGUGUGCAGUAUGCCAGGCCAGAAACCUGUCAUGCCAAUUUCACUCAAAAGAAAAUCCUUCGCUUUGCUCCGAGUCCGAAAUUGACUAUGGUUUCCACGCGACCAGUACCUGGGAGCGCUAUCAAUUGCUGAAUUUUUAUUCCCAAUUGUUUGAACAUCCUAAAUUUAGUCCACACAAAAUUCAGGAAGCAAGGCGAGAUCCCGAUACAAAAGCAUUUGAGAAAUACAUCGAGGUUUUGGUCCCGAACUUUCGCAGGGCACUCGUCAACGAGCACUUAAUGGAUGGAAUGUUUCCCAAGUUCGGAUCCAGAAUGCAACUUCGUGGAGCUUAA
Penicillium daleae is the source of this 840-nucleotide messenger RNA. RefSeq lists its product as uncharacterized. NCBI's taxonomy places the organism in Eukaryota, Fungi, Ascomycota, Eurotiomycetes, Eurotiales, Aspergillaceae. The transcript has a single exon. The record is from RefSeq and is a predicted model, not a curated record. The coding region runs from base 1 to 840 and encodes 279 amino acids.